Doryrhamphus excisus (bluestripe pipefish) is the source of this 1645-nucleotide messenger RNA. RefSeq names its product solute carrier family 25 member 46 (gene slc25a46). Gene Ontology annotation, cellular component: mitochondrial outer membrane. Gene Ontology annotation, biological process: axon development; mitochondrial membrane fission; mitochondrial fission. The record is from RefSeq and is a predicted model, not a curated record. NCBI's taxonomy places the organism in Eukaryota, Metazoa, Chordata, Actinopteri, Syngnathiformes, Syngnathidae.
UACACCAUCAGGCCAGCAGGGGGCAGCAGCAGCGAGCUAGAGGAAGCUACACCUUCCGGGUCACACAGGCGACAGGUGGAUGUUGUUUUGCAGCGGCUCAAGUUGAUCUCUUGCUUCUCCUGUCGACCCCCCCAUGGCCUCAAGGCGACCGGACAGCUUCGAUGGGCUCGUCUACCGCGGCCGAGAUGAUCCCAAUUACGGAGCGGGCUACUCGCUGCGGAGCGCCGGCGGCCCCGCGGAGUCGCAGCAUCACCAUUGGGUCACCACGCCGCCGGACAUCCCCGGUAGCCGCAACCUGCACACAGGAGAGCGGACGCCCUUGUACGACGAGCCCCCGGGGGAGUCCGGAGUUGCUCGGGAGUGGGACGCGGCGCAGCCUGGCGGGGCGCCUGCUGAACAGCUGAAUCGCGUGGCUGGUUUCGGGAUCGGGCUUGUCAGUCUGUUCACAGAGAACGUCCUGACUCAUCCCUGCGUGGUCUUCCGCCGACAGUGUCAGGUCAACUAUCAUGCACGCUGCUACCACCUGACGCCAUUCAGCGCCCUCGCCGUCAUGUACUCCAUCAGCAAGGCCCAGGGUCCCAAGGCGCUGUGGAAGGGGAUGGGCAGCACCUUCAUCGUGCACGGCGUCAUGCUGGGAGCGGAGGGCGUCAUCAGCGAACUCACGCCAUUACCACGGGAGAUUCCUCACCGCUGGAGCGUAAAGCAGCUGGCGGCUCACUUCCUGCUCAAAGGCUUGACCGCUGUGGUCGCACUUCCUUUCUACUGCUCCAGCCUCAUCGAGACCGUGCAGAGCGAGAUCGCACAAGAUUCAUCAUCGGGUCUGCUCGACUGCGUGCGUGAAGGUUUGGCUCGCCUGCUGGGUGUGGGCGCUCCUCACAGUCGCCGCCUGCUUCCUCUCAGCUGCCUGCUACUUCCUGCCCUCGCACACGCUGUCCUGCGUUACGCCAUCGCCGCCUCGGUGCAGCGUGUCGUGCUCUGGCUGCACCAUCGCAACAAGAAGUGGCGCCACAGCCCGUCCGACCCGCUGGAAGCCCACUUCCCCGAGCUGGCGGCGGCGUGGCUGGGAUCGCUGGUGGCGGACGUGGCAGUGUUCCCGUUGGAGACGGCGCUGCACCGCCUCGGCCUGCAGGGCACCCGAACCAUCAUUGAUGCCACCGAUGGGGUGAUGGUGGCGGGAAAUGGCGGCAGCCCACUCGUGCUGCCUGUCAACACGCAGUAUGACGGCUUUGCCGACUGCCUCCAUGCCAUUCGACGCAAGGAGGGCUGGCCGGGUUUUUACCGCGGCUUUGGAGCGCUGGUGGCGCAGUUUGCGCUGCACGGCAUCUUGCUGGCUGCCGCCCGGACACUUCUGAGGCUGCUGCUGCUGGAGGCCAAGGUCAGCUAGAGGCUUGCCAUACAAGAUGCAACAUCCUGGGCCUCUCACUGUCACCAUGGCAACAAGAAUAUAGCGAUAUAAUGUGCUGGCGGUGAUCACAUUGCUAGCGUAGUUUAGCCUAGCACAAAGACUUGUGGAAACAUGAUGUCACUUCCUGUCUGUGUAUGCAUGAAGCCAAUAACUUGUUCAAUUGUCACGAAACAAAAACCUUUUCAGACCAAAAAUCUGUUUUUGUGGAACAUUUUGCUGUCUAUAUGAAAUAACAAUAAA